Messenger RNA from Fusarium coffeatum, 1509 nucleotides. RefSeq lists its product as uncharacterized. The coding region runs from base 1 to 1509 and encodes 502 amino acids. The transcript has a single exon. The record is from RefSeq and is a predicted model, not a curated record. NCBI's taxonomy places the organism in Eukaryota, Fungi, Ascomycota, Sordariomycetes, Hypocreales, Nectriaceae.
AUGGAUCUAUUGGCGUGUACCCCAGCACUCGGUACUAUCUGCGAGUUACUCGCCCUUAUAGACACCCGAUCCCUUCGAAACUUCUGCCUCACAAACAGUUAUCUCAACAAACUAUGUCGUAUUUACUUGGUUUACCGAUGGUCCAACAGCAAACAUUGUCCAGAGCCAAGCAUCAAGUGCUUUGCGCUUCAUCUCCAAAAACAUCCCGAACUUCGAACCAAGGUCAAGAUCGUCGACUUUGGUGUACUGCAAUAUUCACCGCAGUCAGAAUCUGGUUCGAGUACAAAUUCAAACUACGAUCCUAAGCUCGUCAGUCUCGCUGAAGAGCUUCGUCCCGAUAUUGACUACGAAAGCUUAUACGACAAACCUGCCUUGCUGGAAGAUAUCAAAGGUGGCUGCGAAGACGCGAUUGCUGUGGUGAUUUUGGCCUGGUGCAAACGGAUAACGCACCUAAACAUGACCAUUCCUGAAUUCGAUAUCAACGACCCGCAGAGUUUCAACGUCUGGUGUUUGAGAUUUGUAAAUGAAAUUGCUCUCCAAAACGAGCUGGGUACCAGCAAUUUACCUCUUGCACAACUUCAUUACGUCGAACUGAUUCCAAGAAAUCCCGAAGUCGCCACUUACUGGGAACUGGUAACUCCAUUCAUCCAUCUGCCAAGCGUCAAGUCUCUCGCGGCGUGGAGACUCUCUGAUGCAGAACCUUUAAGGAAUACUUGGCUUACCACGAAAACGUCACCGGACGAAGAUGACGACAAUUACUCAAUUCGGUACUUCUUUAAUUCGCUGGAUCGCAUCUCGAAUGUCGAGGAGCUUAUCCUGAAGAACUCGGGUUUUUUUGACGAAAGCAGGGGACUUUCUGACCUUCUUUGUGCCCCAUGCGGGCUGAAAAAGCUGACUCUCUGGCCUUGCAACGACCACGAAUUCUUUAAUUUUCCCAGCCGUGAUGAAUUGGCCGAGGAUAUUAUAUCAUGUCAUGAAUCACUUGAGGAACUCGACUUGAAUUUUGACCGUAUGCCUAGAUUCAUUCCCCACGGCGCAGGUACUCCCCCACUGAGACCAGAUCCUGUGGCCGUAAAGGCGUACAGAAGAUGUACUCGGCUUCGACGACUUGCUUGUCCGAUGGUGGGUCUCUUCUCAGAUGGACGCGUCGAAAACGGAAAUGAGACUAGUCAUUAUGAGAUGAGCAUUGUUCUUGAUAGGCUGCCCAAGUCCAUUGAAUAUCUCAAACCCCGACGACGUCACUUUUACAGCGACCGACCGACCAGGAAGCCGUUCAUCGAUGGCUUCAUCGAGCUAUUAAGACAAGCCACACCAGGCGGACGAUUGCCAAACCUGACGGUUCUGGAUUUCACCGACACCUUUGUCGAUGAUCCAGAAACGGAGGGCAUUGACGAGAUGAAAGAGCUUGCCAAGAAGCAGGGCGUUAAGCUGUUGCUGGCUCAAAGACAAAUUUGCGGUAAUUAUUCCAGUUUCCUCAAGAUCAUAUUUUGCAUAUUAACAUUCUUGUAG